AUGGUUACAUAUAAGGAGACAGAUGAUUCAUCAAAGGUUAUAAAUCAAGAUUUUGUUCACCGAACAAUGCUAACAGAAUUUUUUAGAAUGAAUAUUUCAAAUGAAAAGGCAAAAACUCUGCUGUAUAAAGAUUUUCCAACCUAUUUCGUAUGGGAUACAUCCAUGCGAAUUUGGACGCUUAGAAAAAGCAAAAAUGUUAUUGGUAGAAUAGUCAGUGCUAAUCCAUGUGAAGGUGAGAUGUAUUUUUUAAGAGUUUUGCUAAAUCAUAUUAGAGGGCCAAAAUCAUUUGAAGAUUUAAAAACAGUCAAUGGUGUUGUUUUAUCUACUUAUUGUGAAGCAGCAUUUUUCCGUGGUCUUCUUAGUGGAAAUAACUAUUCUGAGAUGUGUUUAUCUGAGGUAGUUGCUUACCAAAUACCCGUAUCAUUGCGACGACUAUUUGCCAAUGCAUUAAAUUUUGAUUUAAUUGUGAAUGAUGAUGAUAUCUUUGAAAUCAUGAUUGCUGAAGAAACAACUAAUAUUAAUUUUCAGUCAGACAUACAUUAUAGUGAGAGUUUAAAUAAAAAGCAACAAAAUGCCUAUGAUAUUAUUUUGGAUUGUGUUUUAAAUGAUAAGAAUGGAAUGUUUUUUAUUGAUGGUCCAAGAGGCACUGGAAAACUAUAUUUGUACAAGGCAUUACUUUUUGGUAUACGAUCUCGAAAUUUUAUCGCACUAGCAACGACAUCAUCAAGUGUGGCUGCAUCUCUAUUACUAGCUAGUAGAACAGGACAUUCAAGAUUCAAAAUUUCACUUGAAGUAAGUUGUGAUAUGCGCUGUUCGGUAAGUAAACAGUCUGCGCUUGAUAAACUUUUAGCAUUGGCUGGGCUAAUAAUUUGGGAUGAAACAUCAAUGAUUCAUAAAUAUGCUUUUGAGGCUUUAGAUAAAAUGUUGAGAGAUAUUACUGAAUGUCAAUUACCAUUUGGUAGAAAAGUCAUUGUGUGUGGAUGA
Olea europaea var. sylvestris is the source of this 984-nucleotide messenger RNA. RefSeq lists its product as uncharacterized. The record is from RefSeq and is a predicted model, not a curated record. The transcript is spliced from 2 exons. Gene Ontology annotation, biological process: telomere maintenance; DNA repair. Lineage: Eukaryota; Viridiplantae; Streptophyta; Magnoliopsida; Lamiales; Oleaceae. Gene Ontology annotation, molecular function: DNA helicase activity. The coding region runs from base 1 to 984 and encodes 327 amino acids.